CCCUGAUGAAAUACUUGAAGUUGUUCCAUUAUCAGUACCAAUUUCCUACACGGUUUUGAAUAACUCCAGAUUGACCAACACUCUUGCUACUCUCACUAAAGGAACAUAAACCUUAAUUCUAUUAUGGCUGGGCGUCGCCGUCCAGUAACGCGCCAGACAGAGUCUAUCGAUCCUAUUAGUAGCCAUGUCACAAGGCAGACCCGACAAAGUGCCAGACGCCCUGAGCCUUCUACAGAAUCUGAAUCCCAGCAUCAACUUGAAAUGUCUCGAACCAGCACCUCACGUCGUCGCCGCAAGAGCCUUGAAAGUGUUGCCAUGGAUAAUUCUCCAAAAGGCGUUCCUAAGCAUGAUGGGCCGGGAUUGGAAGAUCAAGGCUUACUUCCAGUAAAGGAAUAUACUUCGCCCCAGAAUACUCCAUUGUCUGGGACAGAGGACUCUCAUGUAUCACCUGAAAUGAAUGCUGAUAGAAUGCAAGACAUGCUUGAUUUUGACAUCCCUAAGUUAACACGCUGGUCCGGUAAACUAUACGAUAUCUUGUCCACUCUCGACGGUAGCAAGUCAAAUGUGGAUGAUCAGGGAAAAUUAAGCAGCUACAGGAAAUCCUAUAUUCAUGCCCGUCUCCCCUUUGCUACCGGUAAAACGCCCUUCCUCAAACCUGUUCACCUGCCCGAAGAGUAUGAUCAGGUGGUGCGAACCAAGAUCCAAGGUGCUAUCUGCUCUGGAAACCUCGUGUCACUCCUCACAUUACUUCUAGAUGUCGAACUAGGGAAAGAAAGGCCAUGUGCAGUUCUUGAGCAAUUAAAUGAUACUUUUCCAACUUUAUUCAUCCCAGCUUUUCCCGAGGAUAACGACGAUAUUAAAAGGAUCUUCGACCUGGCAUUUCGUGUUCGAUGCCGCCUUCUGGUCGAGUCACUUGUCUCUGCCGGCUCUACUACACCGUUCGAAGGAUCCUUCGCAUUAGCUACUGGUAUCUUCUGUAGGGAGACUAUAGAUGAUGCCGACAGCGCCCGAGAGGCAUUACGCAAAGGGCCAUAUAGACCGCUUGCUGGGAUAGAAAUCAGCGACUAUGAAAUUCCCCACAGAACUUAUCGGGAACUCAUUCAGGAAUUUAUGUCCAAGUUCCCCAUUACCGAUAUCUCUACAUUUCAAGCAUCUCUAGACGCAAAGCUCACCCAGGCAUCGAUCUUCAGUGAUAUUAGGUCGUGGGCUCUCAGGAUGUACCGGCAGCUCAACAAGACAACAGGCCAAGACAAAUUCUGCCAUGUAAAUGCUACCAAUGAAAACUCAAGGUCUCGAGUGCCCAUUGAACGCGCAGAAUCGGAAUCUUUGUUUGUCGAUAAUGGCGAUGGGGCCGGCGAUGACUCGAACUCGGAAUCGGAUAUAGAUAUUGGGGGAUAUGAUCAACUGCCACUACAAGGAUCCAGCCAGAAUUAUAUCAAUAGUUCCGCGACUCUGACGGCUGUGAGGGAGAGUGAAGAAAAGGCCUUAAUGCACCCAAUACUAAAAUCACCUUCAGAUCAACGAGCCGUGAAGGGGAAAGAAAAGGCGUCAGAUACGAGGGAUGCAAUACGUCUCCUGGAGCCAGGGCAGAUCCUCGGGCCUGCGCGGAAACGCUCGUGGCCUGAUGGGGAUAGCGAUGAUUUUGAAGUGAAUGAGCAACUACUUCUUAGUGAGCCUCGGGGAGUUCUUAAUAAGCACGCGACUAUUCAAAGGCCAUCAUCCUCGCGUCCACGAUUCUCCAAACAACCUCAGUCUAGUAACUAUCAGGACCUAUCACCGCUGGCCGCAAGAAACCGAGAAACUUCUAGCACACAGCCACCAGAUGAUUUUCAAGACGAUUAUAAUCUACAGGGUCGAGACAUUCUGGUACUUAGCCAGAAUGCCCGGAAUAUUCGGCGAGCGAAUCAUUCAACCAAACCCAGACAAACCCGCACACCAUGGUCUGCAUAUGAUACAUCGAGACUUGUGGAUCUAAUAGCUGACCCUUCGUUAAACUGUUCCUGGAGUGCAAUGGAGAAGGCAGGUGGGUUUGAGCACCCACGAAACCAGCAGGCCUUGCGUGACAAGGCCCGUGGUCUAAAGGUUUGGUAUCUUGAAGGUGACAGAAUCUUGCCUCCGGGCUUCGAUCAGGUUGCUUUAGGUCAAAAAGAGAAGGACUCAGUCAUCAAGUGUGGGAGGAACCCCAAUCGACGAGAAGAUGACCUAGAUGAAACCGGUCAAGUUACGAGUAACAUAUGGGCCGGAUAAGAUUACGAGCAAACAUUAGUUCAUUGGCUGUUUGCUCAAUUUGCAUGUUAGCUCGGGUCUAAGUAGUGGAGAGAUGGAAAUAUCUAUAUAAGAAGCUGGGAGAGUAGAAAUAAUUCACUUUAUGAUCUUCCAUAUCUUCCCAUACCCUUAAGAUAUCUUUUCGGG
Molecule: messenger RNA, 2412 nt
Organism: Annulohypoxylon maeteangense
Lineage: Eukaryota; Fungi; Ascomycota; Sordariomycetes; Xylariales; Hypoxylaceae
Exons: 3
Coding region: 124-2247 (707 amino acids)
Source: RefSeq, a predicted model, not a curated record